AUGGAGUGUACUGAGUGUGUCUGCGUCAUGGAGUGUACCGAGUGUGUCUGCGUCAUGGAGUGUACCGAGUGUGUCUGCGUCAUGCAGUGUACUGAGUGUGUCUGUGUCAUGCAGUGUACUGAGUGUGUCUGCGUCAUGCAGUGUACUGAGUGUGUCUGCGUCAUGGAGUGUACCGAGUGUGUCUGCGUCAUGGAGUGUACCGAGUGUGUCUGCGUCAUGCAGUGUACUGAGUGUGUCUGCGUCAUGCAGUGUACUGAGUGUGUCUGCGUCAUGGAGUGUACCGAGUGUGUCUGCGUCAUGGAGUGUACCGAGUGUGUCUGCGUCAUGCAGUGUACUGAGUGUGUCUGUGUCAUGCAGUGUACUGAGUGUGUCUGCGUCAUGCAGUGUACUGAGUGUGUCUGCGUCAUGGAGUGUACCGAGUGUGUCUGCGUCAUGGAGUGUACCGAGUGUGUCUGCGUCAUGCAGUGUACUGAGUGUGUCUGUGUCAUGCAGUGUACUGAGUGUGUCUGCGUCAUGCAGUGUACUGAGUGUGUCUGCGUCAUGCAGUGUACUGAGUGUGUCUGCGUCAUGCAGUGUACUGAGUGUGUCUGCGUCAUGCAGUGUACCGAGUGUGUCUGCGUCAUGCAGUGUACUCUCAGUGUAUCUGAGUGUGUGUGGCUGCGUCAAGCAGUGUACUGCCUGAAUCUCUAA
This is a messenger RNA of Procambarus clarkii (red swamp crayfish), 690 nucleotides long. RefSeq lists its product as uncharacterized. NCBI's taxonomy places the organism in Eukaryota, Metazoa, Arthropoda, Malacostraca, Decapoda, Cambaridae. The record is from RefSeq and is a predicted model, not a curated record.